AUGCCAAACGUUCUGAUUCUUGGUGGCUCGGGCUAUAUUGGCCUUGCACUUGGAAAAUUGCUUCUUCAAGCAGGCACCCACUCUGUCUGGGGAACUGCCCGAACCCCCGAGAAAGCAAAGCUGCUCCUCUCCAACGAGAUAGUCCCUGUCGAAGACAACAUCACUGACCCGACCAUUCUCAGUGCAUUCAUCAUUGACAAUUCCAUCAACGUCGUUGUUGAUGCUUCCUCGGCUUAUGAAGCCGCAGGCAAGAUCCUCGACGGGGUCAUUAAAGCCGCAACUACCCAACAGGAAGCAUUGGCGAAAGAAAACAUGAUCGGCCCAAAGCUUGGUUUUGUGUACACCUCGGGCGCCUGGGUUCAUGGCUCCCAGAAGACGCGCAUCAACGAUCUUGCCCCGGUUGGAAGCGUCUUGUCCCAGGGUAAACCUGCCACGCCAGUCGCAUGGCGUCCGGCGCACGAACAAGCUAUCCUUGCAUCGCGCGAUAAGCUGGAUGUCGCCAUUUUACGACCUCAUACUAUCUACGGGCGUGGGUCUUGGGUUUGGGGAACCUGGUGGGGUCCCUUGGCAGAAGCGGCCAAGUCGCGUAGUACCUCACCCGUGCAAGUGCCUGUUGAUCGCACAGCUUGCCCUGGAGUUGUUCACGUUGAUGACGUCGCUGCUGGUUAUCAUGCCGCAAUUGAUCGUAUUGACGGUCGGCUGGGCUCGUGGCCAGUUUUUGAUCUGAUUACAGAGACAGUUUCAGUGGUGGAAGUUUUGGAGAAUGUUAAGACGGCGUUGGGGGUGGAUGCUCCGCUUGAGUACACUGGGACCCAUGGAAACCCGUUUUUAGAAGCUUUAAGCUUGGUGAGCAAGUCGGAUGCUUCCCGUGCGAAGACUGUUCUAGGAUGGAAUCCGAAGCGGACAGAGUUCUUGUUAAAUCUGCCCAUCUAUCUGAAGGCCUGGCAGGCAUCGCAGUGA
This is a messenger RNA of Penicillium longicatenatum, 960 nucleotides long. Its product is annotated as NAD-dependent epimerase/dehydratase family protein. The record is from RefSeq and is a predicted model, not a curated record. The transcript has a single exon. Lineage: Eukaryota; Fungi; Ascomycota; Eurotiomycetes; Eurotiales; Aspergillaceae. Bases 1 to 960 code for a protein of 319 amino acids.